Messenger RNA from Cinclus cinclus, 11721 nucleotides. RefSeq names its product hydrocephalus-inducing protein-like. Gene Ontology annotation, biological process: axonemal central apparatus assembly; cilium movement. The record is from RefSeq and is a predicted model, not a curated record. The transcript is spliced from 70 exons. Bases 1 to 11721 code for a protein of 3906 amino acids. Lineage: Eukaryota; Metazoa; Chordata; Aves; Passeriformes; Cinclidae. Gene Ontology annotation, cellular component: axoneme.
AUGCGCCGAACACAAACUGUUGAGACCCUGGGUUUUCCCGUUCUGACGGGCGGCGCGGAGCUGGGUGCGAGGCUCUGGCGGUACCGAGCGCUGCCGCCGUGCCCGUCACGUUCCGGGCCCCGGAGCGGAUCGCUCCCGCUCGGCCCGGGGACCGAGGGGCACCAAGGCUGGAACAGGCGGGGACCGAGCGGGGAUCGAGGGGGGGAACGAGACGGGACCGAAGGAGGGAGCGAGGCCCGGCCGGCUCCGCCGCCCCCGGGCCGGCCCCGCCCCGCCUGUCGGGUGCCGCGGUUGCCCGAUCUGUUGUGUUACUUUGCAUCUCAUGCAGUCAUCUGGUGCAAGGCCUCAGGCCUGACCCCCUCUACCUUCCUAAAGGAGAAGUUUUUCAAGAGGAAGGAGCAUGCCAGAAAUGGAGGGAGUUUUCUGCCCAAAAUUCACCCAUUGGUGGAUGUGGGUAAGACUGGUCAAAAGUUGUUGCCAGUUGCCCCGAAAGAGACCUUUAUUCAGGUUUCCCCACCAGAGAUGGUAUUUCAGAACUCCGUCGCUCAUGAGGUCUCGGAAAUGGUACUGUCUCUCAUAAACAAGGACAAGUUUCCACGGCUGGUGCAGGUCUACAUGGAGAGAUCACCUUAUUUCGAGCUGUUGUGCCCCAAUGAUGCAUACCGCAUCAUCCCACCAGGCACAUCUUCCCAUGUGCGCAUCCGCUUCACCCCCGACGAGACCAAGGAUUAUUCCCACGAACUCAUCUGUCUCACUGCAAGGGACAGGAUAGUUGUGCCAAUUCGGGCCAUUGCUGCCCAAGCUAUCCUCCUGGACUUCCCUGACCAGCUGGACUUCUCAGAGUGCCCAGUCAAGUACAGCAGCCAGAAGACUCUGCUGGUUCGCAAUGUUGGUAACGUGGAAGCUCAUUACCAGCUGAGCACCCAGAGUCCUUUCUGCGUGAUUCCAGACAGGGGAACUCUGGCCGCUGGUGACACCAUGCAGGUGACAGUGGGAUUUCACCCGCUGACGGUCGGUGACCAUUCCGGGUCCCUGGUAGUGUGCUGCAACACAGGUGAGUGUAUCUGCACAAACCUUCACGGAGAAGCUGUAGAUGUCAACGUUGGGUUGAGCGCCAAUUCCGUGAAGGUUGAGAACACUUUCAUCACCACAUCAAACUACACAACCGUGCUCAUCGAAAACAGGAGUAACAUCACAGCCCACUUCCAGUGGAAGACUUUUCCUACUGAGGAAGAUGAGAAUAAACUGAAGAGGAGGAAGUGCUAUUUUCUGCAACCAUGGAACGAGCUGUGGCUGGAAAGAUUCAUGAAGGAUAAAAAAAUAGAGCAGGAGAAGGGCUAUUGUGAAGAUAACACUGCCCUCAUGAGCCAUAUGGUCCAGGAGGAGAUGGCAAAGGUGCAAGAAGACCCCAUGCUGUUCUCUGAUGACAUUUUUUCCAUUGAGCCAAUGGAGGGAGAAAUUGGGCCGAACUGUUGCACCAAAAUCAAGGUGACCUUUAAACCUGUAGAAGCACUGGAGUAUCGAAGUGUGGCUUACUGCAACAUCUCAGGCCGAGAGAGCAGGCUGCCCCUGCACCUCAUAGGGGAAGGCCAAGAACUUUUGGUUGAAUUCAGCUAUCAUACACUGAACGUUGGGAAGAUUUUAGUCGACACCCCCCACGUCUAUGAGGUGAAACUGAUUAACCAAGCACCUAUUGAUGCUCCCUUCACCUAUAUACCUUCAACCACAACCGUGGGCUACUGCUUCAAGUUUGCACCUGAGGAGGGCAUCAUUGCACCAGGUGGGAUCCAGACCAUCCAAAUUUCCUUCAGUGCCACCGUACUGGGGAGGUUUGAGGAAGAAUUCCAGUUCAUUGUGGCUGGAUCUCCUACACCUGCAAUUCUGACAAUCAAGGGACAUGUCUGUGAACCGACUGUACACUUCAACGUCGAUGAGCUCGACUUCGGUGACAUUUCCUUUGGCUUUCCCUACACCAUGACCUGUCGCCUCACUAACCCCUCCCCAGUGUCCCAGAGGUUCAAGCUCCGCAUGUCUGACGAUGGCACUCAGCCUGCUGUUAGCAGCUUUGAUCAAAUACACAAGCAUAAUGACCCAUCCUGGAAGCACGGAAUUCAUUUUUAUGUGGAGCCAAGAGAGUUUACAAUGAAUCCCAGCCAAGGGACCAUCCUUCCCCAGGGACACCAGGAUAUCGAGGUGACCCUGUGUUCCAACACCGUGAUGGAAUUCUACCGGAGAAUGCUGGUGGACCUGGAGGGUAUUGGCAAUGGAGUGGCAUCAGUGACCAUCAUGGCCAGAUGUCUCGUUCCUGAGCUGCGAGUGUACCCUCACGUCCUGCUGUACAAUGAGUGCCGCCUCAAGGUGCCCUACGAGAGGAAGUUCCUCGUUGUGAAUAACACCGACCUUCCUGGCUGCUACGGGCUUAUUCCCCAGAAACGCAAGGAGGACACUCCUGUGUUCUACUCCAGCCCCAAACCCUGUGGGAUUGUCCAGCCUCACAGCAUUGAAGAGAUUCCAGUUAUAAUCGAAGUCCAAACAUUGGGCGAGCAUCGCACCAGUGUUCUUAUCAGCGUGUUUGGGGAUGAGAGAAACCCACGGCAUAUAGUAUUACAGAGCAUUGGAGAGCUGACAGACAUCAAGCUGAGUCCAGGGCUGAUAGAGUUUGGUGUGAUCCCACUGCUACAGCCUAGUUCACAAAUUCUUACCCUCUUCAACAAUGGUCUUAUCCCUGUAGACUUCAGGAUACAGAUGCCUCUGAUCUCUGUGCCGUUGAAGAGCCUCUUUGGGGACCAGCUGCAGAGAAAGGCAGCUCCUCAAUAUGUGGAGGGUUUCAAAUCCCGGUACUUCAGUUUUGAACCCAAAGAAGGAGUGAUCCCUGCUAGGGGCGAGUUUCCUGUGACUGUCACAGCAACCCUGGAUGACACUGGGUUUUUUGAUAACACUAUCCGUGUGUUCAUUCACAACACCUUGUCAUUCAGCGUUCUGGUCCACGCUAUGGGCAUUGGCAGCACAAUUGUCAUAGACAAACCAUUUGUCCCAGAGCUCAACCUGGGAUACCAAUUCAGCCCACCUAAGAAGAAGGGCAAGAGCAUCUCAGCCCUCCGUAGCCCCGAGACUGAAGAUGAUUGCCAGAGCCCCAAAGGCACCAGCCCCGUGUUUGGGCUGGAGCCACUGUCGAUGGAGCUGCAGCCGGGCGAGUCUGUGGACAUGGUGCUGCGAGGCUUCUCCCCCAUCGAGCAGGAGGUGCAGGAUUACGUGAUGUGUAAAGCUGUCAUAGAGGUAGCCGGCAGGACAGAGAAGAUAAUAGAAACAACCAUUACCUGCAAGUUUAUUGAUCCCUCUAUAGAAGUAUCAGCGAGACAAUUCUCUUUCUGGGUGGAGAAGAAACCCAGUGAUGAUGUCCUGACUCUGCAGUACAAGCCUUUGGCUUUAAAGAACACCUGCUUGCUGCCACUCGACCUUAUGCUGGACUUGGAGCAGCCGUUUCUGCUCUGCGAUGCGGACCAGCAGCCCCUCCCGGAUGGCCAGCCUGUGCCACUGGAUGUAGGACAGACCUGUCAUCUCUACAUUGCAUUUGACCCAUCUUAUAAACUGGAUUUUCAUAGCUGGAAGGAAGAGAAGGUUCUGAAGAUAAACAUGGUCAAUGGCCAUCCUUAUGUGGAGUGUAUCACCCUUCAAGGAGAAGUCCACUUCCCCAGUCUCCAAAUCCAGCGCAGCACCCUGGAGUUUGGCUGCAUCCCAGCUGGCACUGAAGAAGUGCGUUCUCUGGAGAUAACCAACUGCAGCCCACUGCCUGUCCAGUACCACUGGUCAUUCCAUUCAGACAGCCAGGUGAACAGGCUGAGACAUGAGUGUUACCCACCUAAGUUCAAACCCCAACCACCAAAGGAGAAGAGAACCUGCUUGGAUUACUCGGCAUCUCAAAGGAGAUGCUUCAAGAUGACAAAGAUGAAGAAGACAGCCUCACCCCUGAAAGAAGAGCAGGAUCUUCGCCAAUCUUUAGGAGCAGAGGAGUUGAAGGAAUUCAAGUUAUCCAUGGACGUACCUCAUACUCCCCUUGAAGUGGAGAAGUCUCUCCUCAACCAGGUUUUUGAUAUCUGGCCACUGUGGGGUAAGCUGCAGCCGGGAGAGAAACAGAAGGUCUCCUUCAGCUUCUUUGGCCACGUCAACACCAUCGCCAGUGUAACGGCGCUGUGCCACGUGAAGGGAGGCCCCACCUACGAGGUGGAGCUGACCGGGGAGGCCUCACGCAUCAGCUACUCCCUGAGCCACCAGGAGAUCAACUGCGGCUUUCAGAUAUUUAAUGAAAUUUGUCACAGCACAGUCACCCUGGCGAACACUGGCAAGAUUAAAUUCAACUGGGUGCUAAAUCCUAGCACUGCAGAGCAACAUCUGCCUGGCGUGUUUCUGGUCAUCCCCCCCACUGGCUCCGUUGCACCUGGUGAGAAGCAAGUGCUGAAAUUCUCUUACAUGCCAGGAGUACCAGGAGCCUUCAGCAGGACUUUCCAGCUUAAAGUGGCAGAACUGGACCCAGAGAAUAUCUGCCUGAAAGGAGAAGCAUCCUUUCCCAUGAUCAGUGUGAACCUGCCCUGGAACACCAAAGGAAAUGAAAAAAAUGAAAAGCUCCUAAGACCCCUGCAACAAUACAGUCAGCGGAAUCAAUCAGUUAUUAAGAAGAUGACUCAGAGCCCCAAGACGGUGAAUUCUCAGACCCCAAAGACUAAGACCUUGAAAACACAGACCCCAAAGACCCAGACCUUGAAGACUCAGAAACAGAAGCCCGGACUGCUUGACUCUGGCAUUGUAUCAAACGCUCAGCUGCAGAUAGAGAUGGUGACAAAGCUGAUAAAGAAGCCUGCUCUGGAGCUGCAGGAAAAGCUUCCAUCCCAUCCCCCAAACAGCAGGUUCCCUGACAAAAAGCUGUGCCAGAGUCUUGUCAACAUCAUGAUGCAGCACAAGCAUGGGAGGCUUCAGUUCAGGAAGAAGAUGCUCUGCAGAACAGAUCAUGUGAUCUGGUUGCAGAGCAGUGAAGACUUCCUAGUUGAGCUGCCUGAAUAUGUCCUGGACAUGGGCACUGUCCUUCAGGGUUACACUGAGAGACGCACUCUGGUGAUCACCAACCCUGGGCAGAUCCCAGUGUCCUUCCAUAUCAAUGUAUCUGCCCUGCAGAACACAGGUUUCAGAGUGAAUCUGGACCAGAUGCAGGGCCUGCCCCACAACCAGACCAGAAUGCUUGAAGUGUGCUUUGAAAGCACCCGCUGGCUACGGGGUGACGUGGAUGUGCUGCUGCCCAUAGAGGUGGCAAAAGGCCCCACGUAUAACAUCCACCUCCAUGCCACUGUGUUGGGACUGUCGCUCAACCUCUCCAAGAACACACUACAGUUCUCUGAUAUCCAUGUUGGGCAGUGCCAGAUUGAGACAGUCCAGCUCUACAACUGGUUCCGUGUACCCUGCGAGUGGUUCAUUACUGCCAUCAAGCCUGUCAGGAAGGACAAUCAACGCAAACGCAUUACACCAGCCAUGCGUCAGAAGCAGCAGGUGCUGGAGGAUGAGCCCUGUCCCUUUGAAGUGACGCCCUCCAAAGGAACCCUCAAUCCAGGAAGGUGGCAGAACUUACAAAUCCAGUUUACACCCAAGCAGGAGAGGUCUUACAAGAAUGAGCUGAAGCUUAACAUUUGUGGAAGCAUCAAUCACUUAAAGCUGCACCUCUCAGGACAAGGUCUAGAGCCACGGUUGGAGUUUAGCCCCCCAGCACUCAGGAUGGGAUGGGUGCUGGUGGACAGUGAUGGGGUGGAUGCCACAGUGGUGGUGAAGAACCCAUGCAACUUCCCUGUUGAGUUUUACUCACUGGAUUUUGAUGAGCAGUACCUUGAGGAGGAGAAGAUCCUGCGGAUAGCAGUGGGGUCUGAGUACCAAAAGAACUUCCUAAUGCCUCCACGCACCGUGGGUGGGACGCUGCCCUCAGAGGUGCUGGAGUACUAUGAAGCACAGAAGAGGCUGAAAGCUCAACAGGCAGAGCUGAAGGCUAGGGAAGAGGCCAAGGCAAUGGACAAGGCAGUACCAGCAUAUCAUGGGGCUGUCACACCCUCUCCUGAGCCCAUGGUGGAAGUGACUGGGAGCCCUAUCUCUCAGGCUGUCAUGCGCCACCUGGGCAUCGACCCAUCUUCAGAGAGUUGUGAAGCACAGCAGGACAGAGGGAUUGUUGUUAUUGUCCAUGGGCCACCCCGGGCAGGUUCUUCCAAGGCCUGUCCCUGUAAUGCCUCGUAUGCAAGUGUCACCAAGCAGUCCUCCUCUCUCUCAGGAAAGACAGAGAUAGUGGCGGCCCUGUGUCACUAUUAUGACACUGCUCACUUGUCCAUUGACACCAUGGUGAAAGAGGCCAUCGCCAAUGAUCAGAGCCAAGCAGGGCGCCGCGCCCGGGAGCUUUGCACCAAGGCUGCCAUGGAGCUGAAAGGCGAAGACCAAGAUGAUGCUGGUAAAAAGCUUACUGCUCGGACCAAGAAUAAACAAGCCUCUGGAGAAAAAAUCAUCAAGAAAAAUGCCAAAGGCAAGAACAUUCCAGCACAAAAGAAAAAGGAGCCAGCCAGCAAAUCCAACAAAAAGCUGAACAUCAUCAGCAGUCAUGGGGAAAAGCUGAACUGCUUGAGCUGUGUGCUGCCCGAGGACCUGCUGGUGGACAUCCUAUGUGAGAGGCUGAAGCAUGAAGACUGCUCCAAGGGAGUGGUCUUUGAUGGCUUGGAGAGCCUCUUCACAAGCAGCCUGGAAUCUUCUCUGCUCUGUGUACUCAAAGCUGUUAACAAUCAUCAUCAUAUCUACAUAGUGAACCUGCAUCAGGAUUCCCCAGAGAAGGAAGAACCCAAAGCCCAAGGGAAGGAACAACCCAAAUCCCCAGAGAAGGGGGAACUCAAGGACGUAGAGAAGGGGGAGCUCAAAGCCCCUGACAAGCAGGAUACCAAAGCCCCUGGGAUGGGGGAAACCAAAGCCCAUGACAAGGGGGAAGCCGAAAUCCCAGAGUACCCAGCUGAGAUGGAUAAGAACUUGAUCCAGAGGUUUCAAAUCUAUGAGUCAUCGCAGCAGGACCUCACACAGCUUUUCUCCUUCGGUGACAAGGUUCAGGGUUCUGUGCAGUUACCCGUGAUCCAAAACAGAAAUACGUCCCUGCCUUCAGCUGAAAACAAAGGUCAGAAGACCUGUAAGUCUCAGGAGAAGGUUGAGAAGAAGCCUGAACAAAAAGGUGGAGGCCAAAGAAGUCUUCAAUCAUCUCAGCUGGAGACACAAAGCGAGGUUGCAGAAGGGACAGUCAGAGAUGAGCAUGUCAGGGUGCGGUGCUUGGACAUCCAGGUCACAAAUCCGAAGGCCAUGAUUAGGGAGAUCCUGAGGGAUGGGAGGCUGCCAACAAAAGAUGAGAUCAGUGCCUUUAAAGAGGAUGAAGUCAACUACCCAGAGGAGCGGUUGGGUUCUGCAGAGUGUGUGAAGCCCUUCACCAUUGUUGCACCGGAAGGUGCUGCUAUGGAAGACAAUCGGGCCAAGGCCCCAGAUGCCAAGGGCAGUUCUGCCGAGGGCCAACCAAAGACACAUAAAGCAACCAGCAGAGACAACUCUCCAAAGGAGAACCAGAUCUCCACACACAGAACAGAAAGUCCCCAGGAUUCCUCUGCAACCAGAUCCAAAAGUGUGCUGAAAAGAGCCUCAACCCCCACAGAAUUCCACAGGCUGAAACGGUACCGAUGGAUAGUGCCUGACCACGGUGAGGUGGAACUGAAGAUCCACUUCUCCACCAAAACGUCAGGGAAGUUUGAGCACACACUGAGGUUUGAGCUCGUGGAGACAAAGCGCCAGUACGAGCUGCCCUGCAGUGGCACGGGCGUGUACCCCAGCAUCAGCCAGAACCCGCGGCUGGUGUUUCCACAGUGGAGGGAGACCAUGGAGGCAGAUGAAAUCAUCUUCAAGGAAUAUGUUGAGAGCACAAAGCAAUUCCACUUUGGACCUCUGCUGUGUGGGAAAUCAAGAGAGUGGUACAAGGCCCAGAACUGUUCCAGCAACUCGGAGAAUUUAACCAUCCUCAACAACUCCCCCAUGGAUGUAGAGAUCCAGUUCUCCUUUGAGAAUGAUGGGAAAGCAGUGACAUUCCUUUUGGACCCUCCCAUCAUGACACUAAAACCAGAGGAGAAGCAGGAGCUGACCAUUUGGGCAUACCCCACUUCCCCUGGCUUCCUGGAAGACAAACUCAUCUGCUGCAUUGAGAAGAACCCAGACCCAGUGGUUUUCAGCCUGUGCUGCCAUGGGGUGCACGUGAUGCUGGAGGUCAGCCCCCUGGAGCUGUCUUUUGACAAGCUGCUUCUGCACAGGACUGACAGCAGGACCUUGGUCCUGAAAAACAACACCCUACUGCCCAUGGCCUGGCAGCUCACUGGGCUGGAUGACCUUGUUGAGGCCUUCUCCUUGUCACAAGAUAACGGCAUCAUUGAUCCCCGCUCAGAGUUUGAAGUGACCCUGAAUUUCAAGGCCAAGCAGAUUGGCAGCAUUAAGAAGACCCUGCGACUAGAGGUUUCCGAUACAGAAAACAUUCUGGGGAUUGUUCAGGCUGAAAACAUUGAAAUCUCUGCAGAGGUCUACGACAUUUCUCUGAGUCUUGACAUGCCUGAAGGUCCAGAUGGAAGCUUGGAAUUCGGAACCAUUAAUGUCCUGGAUAAUGUGAAGAAAGUCCUGAGUCUAAAGAACAAAGGGAUGUACAACACUGAGUACCGUUUUGUGCUGAAGAAUGCAGGUCCCAGGAUGCAAGAUUUGGCAUCCCACUUCACUAUUGAGCCUCAGUCGGGCAUGCUGAUUGCCUCCCAGCCUGGUGUGAAUGUUGAGAUGCUCUUCCACCCCACAAGGGAAAUGGUCGUCAAGAACAAACCCAUCCUGUACUGCCAGGUGAUAGAUGCCAGCUCAGGGGAAGGAAGCCAGACUGUUGCCACCAUCCCAGUGAGGGUGUCGGCAAAAGCUGUGUACAGCAAGUACAGUAUUGAGCCUGCCUCACCCAUCAACUUUGGGGCCAUGCUCAAGGGCACCAAGAAGACCCAGACUGUCGUGCUGGAGAACAGAGGCAUGCUCAACUUCAAAUUCCACAUCCUACAAGCACCUGAGGAUGCAUCUGCAUUGGCAAGCAAAAGUUCAAACCAAGGGGAAUUUGCUGCAUUGGCUACAAAGCUGAAAUCAAGCUCCUUGACACAGGGUUACCUCAGUCUUGGCAUGUUCACGGUGUCCCCCUGCUCCGGCUCUGUCGCUCCGUGGGGCCAGAAGAAGAUCACAGUGGAAUGCCUAGCAGGGCAGGAGGGGACAUAUGAGGAGCAGCUCUACAUUGACAUCAUGGGCAGAGACCCCAAGGACAAUCCCCUGGGCAUUCCCUUUACCCUGAUUGCCGAAUCCUGCCUCCCAGGAUUUGUUGAGGAUGUCAUGUUAACCUUUGAGGAGUACCCGAUCUGCAGCAGCACCAACCUCAACCACAAGCUGCGGUCAGUGAAAGGCACAGGUCUGUUUGUCAGAGAUGAGAACAAAUUCAUCUUCACCAAGGUUCUGGUUGAGCAAGAGGCUGAAGCUAAUUUCAAUAUCUACAAUGCAAGUGGUCUGCCAUGUGAUGUGGUCCUCUCCAUCAAACCCCUGCCUGGAAAGGAAAAAACCCCUAUCAACAACAUUUUCAAAUUGUGUCCAGACAAGAUUUCUGUUCCCGGCUCAUCCAAGGCCGUUGCUACAGUGACCUUCACCCCACCGGAUAAGCAGAACUACAGCUGUACUUUCAAGGCUUCCCUUGUCAUCCCAAAAAGCUCUGUGCAAAUUAAGCCCCAAACCCUGACCUUCACCAUCAGUGGGAAGGGGCAUGAGCCACAGGUGACAGUCGUGUGCCCAAGUGCUCGCAGCAAGAGGGGAAAUGCUGUGCUGCGCUUCAAGAGACUCCGGGUGGGGGAUACAGAGAUGCUCCCCCUGGUCAUCCGUAACAAUGGCAUCGUACCUGUCAAGUUUAUGUUACACCUGGAGGAUGAGCACGGAGCGUUCUUCUUGAAAGGCAGGGGCUCCACACUUGAGAGAUUCUACACUGAAGAUGUGGAAGAGGACUGCGUUGGAAAUGAGAGCAAGCCCCCAGAGAAGCCUUUCUUCCUUCUGCAUUGUCGGCAAUCAACAGAGUUUGAUGUCAUUUUCAAACCCACCCUGACUCAACGUCUGGAAGGGAAUAUUCAUCUGUUAGUGGAGGACAUCUACUCUAAGAAGACCCUAAUAGAGCUGGUGGGUGAAGGCCACAUGGAUGAAUUCACCCUUGAUGGAUUAGAGGAAGACAUAGAGGAGAGGAAUGCUAAGAGCAGUCUGAAGAAAGACAUUAUUGAUGCUGUCAGAUUGAAUCACAUCCAGUUUGGGGACUGUCCUGUCAGGAGGCCCUGCCGCAGGACCUUCACCAUCACCAACCAUACCAGUAUGAAGGUCAUGCGCUUUGAGUGGGAGGCAGACGCCGCAUUCCAGUUCUCCCCCAAGAUGGGACACCUCCAUCCUGGCUGUGCCAAGGACAUCACAGUCACCUUGAAAUCAGAUGUGCCAGCCACCUUCAGGAGGCACCUUGUGAAAUGUAAGGUGACCAGUAUCAACUUUGAGCUGCCACGAAGGAAGGCUCAGGACUGGGACAACCGAAUGUCCAUAGUCACAUGGAAGGAUACCACCAGGAAAGACCCAGAAGCCAGCUGGCCUGAGAAAGAGAAGAUGGUCCAGACAGCCCCGGUACCAGCUUACACUGUGGAUGAGAGCAUCCAGGAGGCCGAGGUGUACCUCAGUGCCUUUGUUGCCUACACCAAGUUCAAACUGAACACAGGGUUGGUUCAGUUCAAGGACACCUUGCCCAACCAGACAAGGACAGCCACUUUCAGGAUGCGCAACACAGGGAAAGUAGCCCUGGAAUACACCUGGAUGGAAGCUGCAGAUAGUAAAGCAGUGAAGAAGCCAUACUCAACCACUCUGACACGUCAGUUCCUCUCCUCUGCUACUCUAAGGCAUCGCAAAAAGCGGCUACCUCGUUUCUGGUGGCAGCAGGAGCAUCCUUUUGAGAUACAUCCUCCUGAGCAGCAGCAGCAGCAGGAUUCUGAGCAACUGCAGCCUUCUGAGCAGCAGCAGUCUUCUGAAGAGGAGCAGCUGGAUUCCAAGCAGAAGAAGCAUUCCAAGAAGCAGCACCACUACAAGGAUCAACAUGUCUCUGAGCCACAGGAGCAGCCCAAGGAGCAGGAGGAGCAGUCUGAGGAGCAGCAGCCCAAGCAGGACCACGCAGAGAAGCUACGCCGCUCGAAGCAGAAGCACCUCUCUUUGCAGCGUGUCUGUUCCUCUCUGGAAAUCUUUCCAGAUGUCAUCCAUGACUUGCCACUGUUCUCCAUCAACCCCUACCAUGGCAUCAUCCCUCCUGACCAAAAGCAGAUCUUUCACGUGCUGUUCUCCCCGAAGUGCAUGGGGAAGUUUGAGACCACCAUGCUGUGCAGGAUUUCUAACCUGAAGCCAACUCAGAAGAAGGCGCGGGUGAUUGUGAAAGGCAGAGCCCGGGAGCAGAAGAUUCUUGAUAAACCAAAACACUCUGCGUUACGGCAGACAGACAAAGGCCAAGGACCCAAGAAGCAGCAUCCAGCAGGAGCCAGCAACAUCGUGUCUUCUGCUGCUGAUGGUCUCCCACCCUUCACCAGAGACCUCUGCAGCUACCCUUGCAAGCUCCAGUGA